GUUACUUAACGAAAGCAGGUAUAUUUUACUCUGUUCUCGUACUUAAGUUAUUAAUAUUUUUGCUUGCAUUUAUUUAUUUAAUAGCAUAAUAGUUGGCAAUUAGAGAGAAAUGGCUUGCAGUUUGUUUCACCGUCAGGUCAUAUUAUCAGCUCUGCUUUUCUUGCUUCAAAAAGCGCAAGCCUGUCCAAGUGCGUGUGAAUGUUAUGGUACAACAGUCAACUGUACAGGUCGCAAUCUCGUUUCUAUACCAACCAAUAUACCAUCUAACGCUGUGACUUUACUGUUGGGCCACAAUAAAAUAUCUUCGGUGUCUACAACCGACUUGUCGGAUUUAGAUGAACUACGGAUUCUGGAUUUAAGUCACAACGAGCUUACAGCAUUACAGCACGAGCAAUUCGUUUUCCAAAAUAGCCCAAAACUCGAGGAUCUUCGUCUAGACUUCAACAAAAUUAGUUUUGAACUUGACGGAUUUGCCGAACCAUUCGUUGGUCUUGAAGAUUCCUUAAAACGGCUAUCAAUAUCUCACAAUCUCAUAUCCGGUACAUUAAAACGGUACCAACUGAAAUACCACUAUAAGCUACAGUAUCUGGAUCUAAGCUACAACGUAAUUACUGCAAUACAAACCAAUGCAUUCCCCGCCUCACUUACAAACCUCAAUAUCGCUUACAACAAAAUAAUCCUAUGGUUAAGAUCUCUACGAGGUGCUACAGGUCUUAAAACUUUGGACGUGAGAGGUUUAGCAAUGACAGGAAUGGCUUCGUCGUAUUUUCAGUAUUCACAAUCGUUAGAAAGUCUAAAAAUAUCCGGAAGUCGACUCACGUCUGUUUUUGGUUCCCUACUGUACGGUUUAGAAGCGCUGAAGUAUGUCGAAAUUAGUGAUAGUAAAAUUACAACACUUCCAGCUCGUUUCUUUUCCUAUACUCCACUUCUAACAGUAGCCAACCUAACAAAUAACUCGAUUAGCAGCUUUGAAUCCGACGUUGCAGCAAGUAAACUAGAGAAACUGAUAUUAGAUCAAAACGUAUUAUCAGAUUUCUCGUUUCUUACCAAAUUUUCCACCUCAUGGUCGACAAUGAAGUUGCUAUCUUUAAAAUCGAAUGAUAUUUCAACCUCGCCUGCCUUAGCUGUUAAAGAAUUUCCAAACCUUGAAACGCUUGUCGUCGCGUACAAUCGGAUCUCUGACGUCACACCUAUGAAGUCAUCAAAGUUGGUCACAAUUGACUUGUCCUAUAAUUCGAUCGAUUCGGUCAAACCAGCAGUAUUUGAAAAUUGCUCUGCGCUUACAAAUGUUGAUUUUUCAGGCAAUAGGAUCGCUAGUUUGGCGCAGGAUUUUGAACCAAGUUCUAUUCAAUGGUCAUUGUCUGUUAACCCGUGGGAUUGCGGUUGUAAUUUGGUUACUACAUACCAAGCUUUGCAGAGUUCGUCCGCACGUUUUACAUGCGGGCAGUCAGCUACACCAGCUACAGAAUGCUUUGUGUGUUCAACACCGUCGAAUCUGAAUGGUCAGUCCAUCGCUAAUGUGAUCAACAGUGUUUCUGCAUCGUGUGGUGUAAGUCAGUAAGUGUACCGCCACACGUACCUGUUGUGGGUGUAUCACCUGUAACUGGUAAUAACACCAUUGGUGUCUCCAAUCCCAACAAAAGUACACCAGUUAGCAGCGCUGUUAUUGGAGCAGUUGUAGCUGUGACUAUGGUUUUACUGAUCGCUAUCCUAGUUCUUGUAUACCUCAAGUACCGUGGCAAAUUUCCAAAGAAGCCUAACACUCGUGGUGAAAGUAUAGUUCCAAUAGCAAAUGCUGACGUAGCGACUUACUGCGAACUUAACGAGAAUACAAUCGAGUCCAACAACUACGAACAAAUUUCAUCAGCAGCCUAUGUAUACGGCACUAUCGACGAUAAAGUUCAAUACAGUUAUGCUAAGAAUGACACCAGUGGUAAAUACGCAAUGGCAGAUCCUAUUAAUCCUAUAGUUAAAAGACGAGAUGGGCAACUGACUGCUGAUAAUAAGAUUGCAAACCGUUUAUCAGCAGUUGAAGCCUAUAUUCUACCCGAGAGCACACCAAAGAAAAAUGCAGCAGAACCAUCAGCUCCGCCUAUAGAAAGCAACCCAUAUUUAACCCCAAUACCAAUGCCCAAUGGCAAGUUCAACUUCGGACAAACACCCGCGUCGCCCUACAUGGAAUUAGAUAGCCGUGCCUCUCCCAAUGCAUAUGAACUUGAUUAGUUUAUCAGUGCCUUAAUACUAGAAAAUUGUACAUAAAUUUAUAUAAAGUCGUUUUUUAUUUUAAUAUUUUUUGCACUGAAUACUGUAUUAGUAUGGCGAUAUUUUUGCCCAAAUUUGGUAUGAUACCGCGAGUCAAAUGCCAUUGGGCAUCAGUAUUUCGUCUAUGACGUCAAACUUGUAAUGGCGCCCGAGUCUCAUGUUAAAAACACAUCAUAAUAUAAAGUGCAGUGUAUAAAAAUGGAUCGUGUUUAUACUAAUGUUUUGUUGAAACUGUAUAUUAAAUCUUGACGUCACAUUUUUAUUGUGUUGUUUUAUGAAUAGAAACAUGUAUUUUCGUGUGAAAUUCAAUCUUAAACUUAUUCUACCUAUCUCAAAAGUUGUUUUUAUUUUUUAAUAAAUAAAAUGCAGACAAAA
Messenger RNA from Ciona intestinalis (vase tunicate), 2637 nucleotides. RefSeq lists its product as uncharacterized. The record is from RefSeq and is a predicted model, not a curated record. NCBI's taxonomy places the organism in Eukaryota, Metazoa, Chordata, Ascidiacea, Phlebobranchia, Cionidae. Gene Ontology annotation, molecular function: protein binding.